AUGAACUUCUCUCACGGCUCCUACGAGUAUCACCAGUCUGUCAUCGACAAUGUCCGCCAGUCGGUGAAGGAUCUACCCGGCCGUCCCGUCGCCAUCGCUCUCGAUACCAAAGGUCCUGAGAUCAGAACCGGCAACACUCCUGGUGAUGCCGACAUUCCUAUCAAGGCAGGCCUCGAGCUCAACCUCACGACGGAUGACAAGUACGCCACUGCCAGUGACGACAAGAACUUGUACGUUGACUACAAGAACAUCACCAAGGUGAUCGAGGCUGGCAAGCUCAUCUACGUCGACGAUGGCAUCCAAUCGUUCGAAGUGCUUCAGAUUGUUGACGACAAGAACAUCCGCAUCAAGGCUCUCAAUAACGGCAACAUCUCUUCGCGCAAGGGUGUAAACCUGCCCGGUACUGAUGUGGACCUGCCUGCGCUGUCGAAGAAGGAUAUGGCCGAUCUGGAGUUCGGCGUCAAGAACAACGUCGACAUGGUCUUCGCCUCCUUCAUCCGUCACGGCGCUGACAUCACUCAUAUUCGCGAAGUCCUUCGCAAGAGUGGCGACAAGAACGAUCACAUCCAAAUCAUUGCCAAGGUUGAGAAUCAGCAAGGUGUCAACAACUUCGACGAGAUCCUAGCAGAGACCGACGGUGUCAUGGUUGCCCGUGGUGACUUGGGUAUUGAGAUUCCUGCUCCAAAGGUCUUCAUCGCCCAGAAGAUGAUGAUCGCCAAGUGCAACUUGGCUGGCAAGCCUGUCAUCUGUGCUACCCAGAUGCUCGAGUCUAUGACCACUAAUCCUCGCCCUACCCGUGCCGAAGUGUCUGAUGUCGCCAACGCUGUGCUGGAUGGUGCGGACUGCGUCAUGUUGUCAGGCGAGACAGCGAAAGGCAAUUAUCCCAAGGAAGCCGUCACCAUGAUGCACGAGACUUGUCUGUUGGCCGAGGUUGCCAUUCCCUAUGCUAACGCAUAUGACGAGCUGAGGAACGCAGCUAAGCGUCCUAUCGAAACUAUGGAAUCAAUUGCCAUCUCGGCUGUUGGUGCAAGCAUGGAAUUGAACGCUGGUGCCAUCUUGGUGCUGACUACCAGUGGCAACUCCGCUCGUGUACUUUCCAAGUACCGACCUAUCUGCCCCAUCAUCAUGGUUACCCGCAACGAGACUGCGUCCCGCUACUCUCACCUCUACCGUGGUGUCUAUCCUUUCCACUUUCCUCAACCCAAGCCCAACUUUGCCAAUACCGACUGGCAAGAGGACGUUGACAGUCGUCUGAAGUGGGGUAUUGGCCAGGCUAUCAAGCUUGGUGUACUCAACAAGGGCGACAGCGUUGUUUGCGUUCAAGGCUGGCGUGGUGGUAUGGGUCACACUAACACCAUUCGUGUGGUUCCCGCAGAGGAGGACCUGGGCCUGGCUGAGCAAUGA
This is a messenger RNA of Cyphellophora europaea CBS 101466, 1404 nucleotides long. Its product is annotated as pyruvate kinase. The record is from RefSeq and is a predicted model, not a curated record. Gene Ontology annotation, molecular function: pyruvate kinase activity; magnesium ion binding; potassium ion binding. Lineage: Eukaryota; Fungi; Ascomycota; Eurotiomycetes; Chaetothyriales; Cyphellophoraceae. Bases 1 to 1404 code for a protein of 467 amino acids. Gene Ontology annotation, cellular component: cytoplasm. Gene Ontology annotation, biological process: glycolytic process. The transcript has 5 exons.